Messenger RNA from Cryptomeria japonica (Japanese cedar), 4101 nucleotides. RefSeq names its product cellulose synthase-like protein D2. Bases 375 to 3779 code for a protein of 1134 amino acids. NCBI's taxonomy places the organism in Eukaryota, Viridiplantae, Streptophyta, Pinopsida, Cupressales, Cupressaceae. Gene Ontology annotation, cellular component: plasma membrane; trans-Golgi network. Gene Ontology annotation, molecular function: cellulose synthase (UDP-forming) activity; mannan synthase activity. The record is from RefSeq and is a predicted model, not a curated record. Gene Ontology annotation, biological process: cellulose biosynthetic process; plant-type primary cell wall biogenesis. The transcript has 3 exons.
GUGGUGAGCUUUGAAAUGUUACUGCUACUGGUUGUGGAAUUGGUAUUAGAGGAUCCGGUCAAAAGGAGUAGAUUGUUUAAGUCUGAAUCGUUCAAUUGGUGAAUUCGUAAGGAUUGAUGAAUACUUCAAUGUUGGGUUGCAUUUAGAUGUAUUCAUUGGUCUAGUAGUAAUGUGUAGUUCGAGUUUUGCAUCAGAUUGUGGUUGUGGUCAUGGUCAUGGUCUGGUAGCUCUGGUGGUGGAUGGAUGAGAGCAGGGUUGGCUAAAGUUUGCCUACCUCAGAAUCUGGGUCGAAAUCUGCUUGAUUGGUGAGCUGAGCUCUGUUUUGAUUGAGAAAGAUAGGGUAGGUUCAAUUGACAGUAAAAGAAACGGUGGAGAUGGGUUCCAGAGGAGGAACAGGGGCCAAGAACAUGAAUUCCAAGACGAAUCCCACUCAAUCUGAUUCAACCACACCUACAGUGAAAUUUGCAAGAAGAACAUCAAGUGGUCGCUAUGUGCGCUACUCUCGAGAAGAUAUUGAUCUUUCUGAAGACAUGAGUGAUAAUUACAGUCAAUACACAGUGACCAUUCCUCCUACACCUGACAAUCAGCCCAUGCAUUCAGUGGACCGAUCCAUUAGUAUCAAGGCAGAGGAGCAAUAUGUUUCUAAUUCUCUCUUCACGGGUGGAUUCAACAGCGUGACCAGAGCCCAUUUGAUGCAGAUUGAGAAGGUGGGUGCAGCCACAAAUGCAGACAAAGGUUCCUAUUGUGCUAUGAACGGAUGCGAUGGAAAGGUUAUGCGAAACGAGAGAGGAGAAGAAGUCCCUCCCUGCGAAUGCAACUUCAGAAUUUGCAGAGACUGUUAUUUUGAUGCUGUGAGAAGUGGGGGAAUGUGUCCUGGGUGCAAGGAGCCUUACAAGGUGGAUUCUAAUGAUGGGCGUUUAGAGGCUAGUCCUCUGCCUCAACUUCCUGCCCCUGCCUCUGCUCCUAACUCUAAGACUUUGGACAGGAGGAUGUCAAUGAUUGAAUCCAACACGCCCAAAUCCAUGCUGUUAACAAGCCAGACAGGUGAUUUUGAUCACAAUCGAUGGCUUUUUGAGACAAAUGGAACUUACGGCUACGGCAAUGCUGUCUGGCCCAAGGAGGACCCCUUUUCCAAUGGAAAUGGGGUGCCAGGGAACCCUCCUGAUCUCAAUGACAAGUCCUGGAAGCCUCUUACUCGCAAAGUAAAAAUUGCUCCUGCCAUUCUCAGUCCUUACAGGUUGCUGGUUUUUGUCCGAAUGGCUGUUUUAGGAGUCUUCCUGCAUUGGCGGGUGACUCAUCAAAACAAGGAUGCAGUAUGGUUAUGGGGAAUGUCCGUUGUAUGCGAAAUUUGGUUUGCCUUCUCCUGGUUAUUGGAUCAGCUACCCAAGUUGUGUCCAAUAAAUCGCUUUACAGAUUUGAGAGUUCUCAAAGAAAAAUUUGAACAGCCGAGUCCCGGCAAUCCAAGCGGGAAGUCAGACUUACCGGGAAUUGAUGUUUUCGUGUCGACGGCAGACCCAGAGAAGGAGCCACCGCUGGUGACGGCAAACACAAUUCUAUCCAUCCUGGGUGCAGAUUAUCCCGUGGAGAAGCUCGCCUGCUAUGUCUCCGACGACGGUGGGGCUCUCCUCACAUUUGAAGCCAUGGCUGAAGCCGCGAGCUUUGCAGCUCUCUGGAUUCCCUUCUGCCGCAAGCACAACAUUGAGCCCCGCAACCCCGAGAGCUACUUCAACACUAAAGGAGAUCCCACCAAGAACAAAGUGCGCCCGGACUUCGUCAGGGAUCGAAGACGCAUCAGGAGGGAGUACGAUGAAUUCAAGGUACGCGUCAAUGGACUUCCCGAGUCUAUCAGGCGAAGAUCAGAUGCUUUUCAUGCCAGAGAAGAAAUCAAAGCCAUGAAGCUCGAAACACACUCUGCCAAUACCGAUUUCACUGAACCAAUAAAAGUGCCCAGAGCUACUUGGAUGUCUGACGCGACUCACUGGCCUGGGACAUGGAUUGUUCCCAGUAAGGAUCAUUCCCGUGGAGACCACGCUGGAAUCAUCCAGGUGAUGCUUAAAGCUCCUAGUGAAGACUCGCGUCUGGGCACCACAGAUGAGGAGGGAAAGGGUCUGGACUUCAGUGAGGUGGAUGUUCGUUUGCCAAUGUUGGUUUACGUAUCACGGGAGAAAAGGCCAGGGUAUGAUCACAAUAAGAAGGCGGGUGCAAUGAAUGCUCUUGUAAGGGCGUCUGCAAUCAUGUCUAACGGUCCAUUUUUGCUCAAUCUGGACUGUGAUCAUUAUAUCAAUAAUUCAGAAGCCCUGAGAGAGGCCAUUUGCUUUAUGAUGGACCGAGGAGGAGAUUGUCUCUGUUAUGUUCAGUUCCCUCAGAGGUUUGAGGGCAUCGACCCAAGUGAUCGCUAUGCCAACCACAACACUGUGUUUUUUGAUGUUAACAUGAGGGCUCUGGAUGGAUUGCAGGGGCCUGUUUAUGUUGGAACGGGCUGUAUGUUCCGACGGAUUGCUCUAUAUGGGUUCGAUCCCCCAAGAGCAAAGGAGAAGAGAGGAUGGUGUGGAGGGAGAAAGAGAGUGGGCAAGGGCAAGGGAGAGCUGAGGAUGCCGGCGAAGGAGGAUGAGGAAGAGGGGCUGGAUAUAGGCCUGCUGCCUAAGGCGUUUGGCAAUUCCAAUCUGCUGGCGGAAUCAAUUCCUGUUGCAGAGUAUCAGGGUCGACCUCUGGCAGACCAUGCGGCGGUGAAGAAUGGGCGGCCGCCAGGUGCCUGUCUCACUCCCCGGGAGCCCCUUGAUGCGUCCAUUAUUGCAGAGGCCAUCAGUGUCGUCUCCUGCUGGUACGAGGACAAAACUGAAUGGGGCCAGAGAGUUGGCUGGAUUUAUGGGUCUGUCACAGAGGAUGUGCUCACAGGCUACCGGAUGCACAACAGGGGAUGGAAGUCUGUCUAUUGUGUGACCAAGAGGGAUGCUUUCAGGGGAACAGCACCCAUUAAUUUGACUGAUAGGCUGCACCAGGUUCUCAGAUGGGCUACGGGCUCUGUGGAAAUCUUCUUUUCUCGCAACAAUGCCUUCUUUGCAGGCUCCAGAAUGAAAUUUCUUCAACGGAUAGCUUAUCUCAAUGUGGGGAUUUAUCCUUUCACUUCCUUCUUCCUUAUAGUUUACUGCUUCCUUCCAGCGCUUUCCCUUUUCUCUGGGCAGUUCAUUGUGGAGUCCCUGAAAGUAGAAUUCCUAGUAUACCUUCUUGUAAUUUCAAUAACUCUGUCUCUGCUAGCAAUCCUUGAGGUGAAAUGGUCUGCUAUUGAACUGGAAGAAUGGUGGAGAAAUGAGCAGUUCUGGCUGAUUGGAGGUACCAGUGCUCAUUUGGCUGCUGUGUUGCAAGGAUUGCUCAAGGUUGUUGCAGGAAUCGAGAUAUCUUUCACACUCACAUCUAAGGCUGGAGGAGAUAACAGUGAAGAUGAAUUCGCCGACCUCUAUCUAGUGAAAUGGACUUCACUUAUGAUUCCCCCCAUUACCAUCAUGAUGAUUAACAUCGUAGCAAUAGCAGUUGGGUUUUCUCGAACCAUUUACAGCGAGAAUCCUGAAUGGAGCAAACUUCUGGGAGGAGUUUUCUUCAGCUUCUGGGUCUUGGCUCAUCUCUAUCCAUUUGCCAAAGGUCUCAUGGGCAGAAGGGGAAGGACACCUACUAUUGUGUUUGUCUGGUCAGGCCUCCUCGCAAUUACAAUUUCAUUACUCUGGGUGGCCAUUAAUCCACCACCUGGAAGCCAAGGCAUUGGUGGACGCUUUCACUUUCCAUAGGCCUACUACAAAAUAAUUCCUGAUCGGGGUUUCAAAAGAGAUUUCGAUUUAGACGGCUUCCAGAAUUUGUUUCUUGUCAUUUUUGAAAUUCUUUUGUAUGAUGAAAAAGCUAUUUCGUAAGGAUAAUGGCCUUUUCAAUUGAAUUUCUCUUGCAGUGUAGGCAAAUUGGCUUAGUCUGAACUGGAUUUCCAAACGUAGCAAACCAUACUCAAAGACAAUAGAUGGUCUAGUUCGAAGAAUUCUACUUCCGCUACUCAUGCAUGCGAUAGACCGAGCUAAUAAUUGAUUUGUGGCCGGAAUUGUAGUAUUCACUGUUUCUGCU